CGCUCCGCUGUCCGGCCGAGCCGCGCGCCUCCAGCCGCUUCAUGAGCGCGUAAAAAAGGUGCCAGGGACGCACGGGACUCUCUGUGGAUCUGCCUCCGAAGCCAGGGGAACCAUGGAUUAUAGGAGGGGAGCCACUUAUCUCUCCAUCGUCGUGCUGAUAAUGAGCAGCACCGUCGACGCUCUUUUCGACAGACUUCUGCAGGAAAACUACUCGGAUGAGCCAUUUCCACGUCGCCUGGAAGACGACAGCCAAAUUGCCUCCUGUGACUUUGAGUCUCCGUGUCUCUGGACGACGUCAAACAACCACAGUUCCUGGUCGGUGGCGUCGCCUCAGCAGACCGAGCCGGCGACGCCCGGGGCGUUACCCGAGACCGACCACUCAGCAGGAAGCCCCGACGGGCACUUCCUCCUUCUGAGUGCCUCGCCUGCCGCUGAGGCUUCUGGGAGCUGCGAACACCAGCUGACCAGCCCGGUUCUGCCUGCCAGCGGCUCGCUCUGCUUCCUGCAGGUGGCCGUGUUCGAGUCCGGCCCGGCCGGAGGGAACCUGACGCUCCUGAUCAAACCCGUCCUCUCCAGCCUCGCCGUUCACUCUCAAGUCCUUCACCGCCGCCGGAGGGCCGGCCACAGGGCGGAGUGGGAGGUGCUGGAGGCGGCCAUCGGACAGGUGGACCAACCCUUCCAGGUGAGCCUGGUCUACACUUCCUGUGUGGGAGCGGGAGAGGACUCCUCCUCCGCCGCCGCCGCCGUCGCUCUGGACUCUCUGGAGCUCCUGGGCUGUGAGUCAGAAGACCAGUACACCCAGCUGAGCGCCCCCUGCGGAGACUCCUUCCACUGCGAACACUCGGGCGGCUGCAUCCACCCCAGUCAAGUCUGCAACUUCCACACGGACUGUCCUCUCGGGGAGGACGAGGGCCUCGUCUGCGACGCUCUUCCCUUCGGCUCCUACUGCUCCUUCGAUCGAGACUCCUGCGGCUGGUCGGUGUCCAGGCGGCUCUCCGGCUGGAGGAGGGUCGCUGGAGACCGGCUCCUGGAGCAGGACGACAUGCAGGGCGUCACCCUGCAGCGCACGCCAGGGCACAUCUUGUUUCUGCGGGUCCGGGGGAGUAACUCCCUCCAGGAAGCCUCGGUGUCCAGCGCUGCUUUCCCUCGUCCCGUCUCCAGCGCCGCCUGCCAGAUGCGCUUCUCUCUGUACGUGUACGGCAAGUUCAACGGCUCGCUGUCGGUGUCCGUGGAGGAGAACGGCACGGCGGCGGCGCCGCUGGUGUGGGAGAGGAAGGGCCCCUGGACGGACGACUGGGAAGCCGUCGCGCUGCAGCUGACCGGCCUCCGGCACGAGUUUCAGCUGAAGGUGACGGCCGUGUGGGCGCCGGGCUCCACCGCCGACGUCGCUCUGGACGACGUCGCCGUCGGAGCCGCCUGCUUCAGCACAGAUCUCAACUCUCUGCUGCCCGUGACCGACUUUGAGGAUUUCUUGAGCCCUCUACCCGAGCCGUCUGCUUCAGAAGUGUCUCUGAUGACUUGGUGGUUUAACUCAUGCGGCGCCAGCGGGCCUCAGGGUCCGACCCAGGCCCAGUGCGACAGCACCUACCGGAACACGAACGUCAGCGUGACGGUGGCGAAGGAGGGCUCGCUGAGGGGAGUGCAGAUGUGGAGGGUGCCUGCCACAAACAGAUACCUGAUCUCUGCUUACGGGGCUGCAGGCGGGAAAGGAGCCAAGAACCACAACAAACGCAACCACGGCGUCUUCAUAUCCGCCAUAUUUCCUCUGGAGAAAGGAGAGACGCUGUACAUCCUGGUGGGCCACCAGGGAGAGGACGCGUGCCCCGGGAGGAAUCCUCACACCCAGAAGAUCUGCCUCGGCGAGUCGUCUGUGAUUGAAGACAACCUGCGGACGGAGGCCGGCGCAGAGUGGGCGGGGGGCGGAGGCGGCGGCGGGGGCGCCACCUACGUCUUCAAGAUGGAGGGAGGUGAUCUGGUUCCUUUGCUGAUCGCCGCUGGAGGAGGAGGAAACUCCUACAUGGAGGACCCCGAGUCCAGCCUGGACCAGAUCCCUCUGGAGCAGUUUGAGAACAGCACCAACGCUCCCAGCACCAGUGGUCGAACCGGGGCGGCAGGUGGAGGCGGGGGCUGGAGGGGUGUCCCCUCCACCGCCCCAGGGGCCGGGAAGUCUCUGGAGGACGGAGCAGAGGGGGGGUCCUCCUGUCCCCUGGCGGUGUCCAGGCUGGGCUGGUCCACUUUUGGCGGUUUUGGAGGAGGAGGAGGAGCGUGCACAGCCGGAGGAGGCGGAGGAGGAUACAGAGGAGGCGACGCCGCGCCGACGGACGAGCUGACGGCCGACGGGCAGAACGGGAUCUCCUUCAUGCAUCCGAUGGGGGAGAUUUUCCUGCAGCCCCUUGCCGCCAUGGAGAGCCACGGCGAGUGUGACAUCAAGGUGCAGCUGAACUGCAGCCACUGCCAGUCGCAGAGCUGCCGGCGGGAGGAGGACUCCCACCUCGUCCUCUGCCUGUGCGACGAGGACCAAGUCCUCGCCGGAGACAACGUCACGUGCGUCGGCGCCGCCGCGCCCCCGCAGGGCCCGGCGCCGCAGGGCCAGAUGUCCACCUCGCUGAUCCUGGCCGUGGUCAUCUCCACCACGCUGAGCGGCGUCGCCCUGGUCUGCGCCGGCGUCCUCCUCAUGUGGUACCGCAGGAAGAACGAGCUGCACGCCGUCCGGGGCCGCCUGCAGAGCCCGGAGUACAAGCUGAGCAAGAUCCGCUCCUCCACCAUCAUGACGGACUACAACCCAAACUACUGCUUCGCCGGCAAGGCGGCGUCGCUCAGCGAGCUGAAGGAGGUGCCGCGCAGGAACAUCACGCUCCUCAGGGCGCUCGGCCACGGCGCGUUCGGCGAAGUGUACGAAGGACAGGUCCUGGGGAUGAGCGGCGACGGCGGCCCGAUGCAGGUGGCCAUAAAGACUCUUCCAGAAAUCUGCUCGGAACAAGAUGAAAUGGAUUUCCUGAUGGAGGCGCUGAUUAUGAGCAAGUUCAGCCAUGAGAACAUCGUGCGCUGCAUCGGCGUGAGCCUCAACAUCCUGCCACGUUUCAUCCUGCUGGAGCUGAUGACCGGAGGAGACAUGAAGAGCUUCCUCAGACAGAACAGACCGCGAGCCGGCCACAGCUCGUCGCUCUCCAUGCGGGAGCUGCUGCGGAUGGCCCGAGACAUCGCCUGCGGCUGCCGCUACCUGGAGGAGAAUCACUUCAUCCACAGGGACAUCGCUGCCAGGAACUGCCUGCUGACGUGUCCCGGUCCCGACAGAGUGGCCAAGAUCGGGGACUUCGGCAUGGCGAGGGACAUCUACAGAGCCAGUUACUACAGGAAGGGCGGCCGCGCCAUGCUGCCGGUCAAAUGGAUGCCGCCGGAGGCCUUCAUGGAGGGAAUCUUCACCUGCAAGACGGACACGUGGUCGUUUGGGGUGCUGCUCUGGGAGAUCCUCUCUCUGGGAUACAUGCCCUAUCCCUGUAAAACCAACCAGGAGGUCCUGGAGUUCGUCACCAGCGGGGGACGGAUGGACCCUCCGAAAAGCUGCCCGGGGCCAGUCUAUCGGAUAAUGACCCAGUGCUGGCAGCACUGCCCCGAACACCGGCCCAACUUCUCCACCAUCCUGGAGAGAAUCAACUACUGCACUCAGGACCCCGAUGUGAUCAACACCCCCCUCCCAGUGGAAUACGGUCCCAGCAGCGAGGAGGAUGGCGGCACGGUGAUCCGCCCCACCGGCCCGUCCUCCACCGGCCUGGCUCCGGCCUCCCAGCUGGGCCCGGGUCCCCCCUGCCUGCCCCCGCAGCCCGCCAGGCCCCUGCUGCAGAGGACGCAGCCCGUCCACCAGCAGGUGGCGUCCUGCCGCGAGGCGCCGGAGCCGUCCUGGGCCGAGGCCGUCCCCGCCGCCGCCCGGCUCCACCCCGAGCCCCCUCAGCACCGGCCCUGCUCCAGGAACAGCUCCUCCUCGGGGAGCCAGAGGCUGAAGAACAAGACCAAGAACCUCUGGAACCCAACCUACGGCUCCUGGGUCUUGGAAAACUUCAAGGGGAAGAAGACCCUGGCCCACACCCAGUCCGUGCCGCUGUCCGGCCCUCAGACCUGCGACCCCGCGGCGGAGAAGCCCGAGGCCGGCUGCGACGGCGCCGGCGCCACCUACCUCAACCCCCCCGGCAGCAGCACCUCCUCAGCUCCGGCGGCUUCCUGUCAGGCUCAAGCUGCCCAGAGCGCGUCCUGCCAGAAGACGGCGGCGGGCGGCGGCACGAAGGCCGGAAUCGACCUGGCAAAGCUCCAAAGCUUCCCGUGCGGCAACGUCAACUACGCCUACGACGAGCAGAGCUACGAGGCGGAGAGUCUGCCCCUGGUGGUCCCCAGAGCCCCGGAGGCCGCCUCCAGCUCCAGCUCCGCCCUGAGCCUGUCCUCGGGGACCGGCCUGGGCCUGGCGCUCGGCCUCAGCUCCGCGUCCUGCGUGCCCAAGCUGCUGCUGAAACGCCACGCCAGCUACGGACACGAGGACGUCCGGAGACACACCAAAGCGGACAAGCCCACGCGAGACCGCGACUCGGGCUUCUCCCUGUCCGAAGACCUCAGCGUGACCCCCAUCUGACCCCGGGAAUCCCCGAGGCUCCUCCCGAAAUACGACUGGACACGCUGAAGAAAGAAUUUCCUCCUCUCAGGCUUCAUCAGAUGGAAUGAGCGGAGCGAGUCUGGUUGUCCCUUCAGAGGUAAAGAGGGACGAACCCGUCUCCUCUGGAAUGUCCCCGAGUCCUUUAUCUGCCACAAGAAGCACCGCCGUGACGACUCUGUCACGGUCCAACAGCCAGAAGGUCCAGUUACCGCAGCUCCUGGAAUGCUGGAAAACACACACUCCCUCACACACACACACACACACAAACACACACACACUCCUUUGCACUGUGAUGCACAGAGUCAGGACUGGACUCUGACCCCUGCCCUGAAGACGGCCGUCGGUGAUGCCUGCUGUCGACACACUUCUCUUUUUUUAGGUUGCUUUUACGUUGUGAAGCUUCCGGAUUCAGACGGAGGAACUCGGUAGCGUGGAGAGGAGCGUUCCGCUGCAGUGGAGGAGAGCAGAACCAGGUUCUACACGUUCUUUACAGCCUUCUUCGUGUUACUUUAAUGUACUUUACAGUAGUUUUCCCAACAAAAAAUGUGAAAACACACACUCUCAAGCUCCUGUAAGCAUGAGUUUAGUUUAGUUUUUUUUGCUAGAUUUGUAGCUAGAGGUUGAUUGGUAUUUAGCUUGGUCUUAUCUAUGAGCUUUAGUCUGAACAAAGAGUGCUGACAGUGGUUUUCAAACUGUGGGGCCGGCCGUGCCUUCGGGCCUUUUCCCUGCAAAAUUAUUAAAGCUUUUAUUAAAACAGAGAUUUUUUGAGAGUGUAACUUCAAAAGUCAAUUAAAUUCUAGAACAAUCUGUAGCUUGUAUGUAACGAUAUUGCCAAAAGUAUUUGCUGUCUGUCUUCACACGCGUGUGACAUCCUAUUCCACCAACCACAAGAACGAGACCAACACUGUUCCUCUCGAACCUUUGAACUGCUGCCUCAGUACUUUCGACAUAUGAUGCGUCUGUAUAUGAAGAUAAAGGCAUUUAAGACCAGCAGGGCUGUGAUUUUUUUUUAUCAACAUCCAUAAAUGAUCACAGCUGAUGAGUGAAAAACAUCAAGACGUCCAACAUUUAACAAAAAAUGCCACGGACGUGAGAGUCGGGGUGCGAGGCUCUCGUUCUCCCCACUUUGAAAACCACUGCUCUGCAUGAAGCCAGAUGUUGAUAUUAUGGGGAACUUUGUAGAUUUUGACUGAUUUUAUUUGGAUGUAGUCCCUCCGGUCCUGAUGUUUCUGGCCUGCAGCCAGCCUGAGUCCUGUUUCAGUGUGUGCUGAUGACUGAGCCGCUGGAAAGAGAUAUAUUAGCUAUUUUUAUACUGACCUCCUCACACUGGACUAACCCAUUGCAUCUGUAGUGGUUUUGUUUUUAUCCUUUUUUUACAUUUGUGUUCAUUAUUGAUGUUGGUGAAUGUGUGCUCCUAGUCGAUCACUGCCAUGAUAAACUGCCGCUCUGGUAGUUCCUACGUUUACUCAGCAGGGGGCGCUCUCCAGCCCUCCCUGCUGCAGCUGUGAGAUGACACUGCCCAACCGAAUCUAGUUCUUGAUGUGUCCCACAAACCAAAACAGGUUAAGCUAUAACCCUUUUAGCCUCACUCUAAUUUUUCUUUUUUUAAUGAGGUUAUGUUUUUAAGUAACGAACAAAAUUAUACAGGUAAAUUGGUUUUAUUUGCUAAUUAUUCAUGUGUUAUUGACUUAAAUAAAUAGUUUUACUAUUCUUAAUACUAACUUUCAUCAGUGAUAAAGAAUUAGUUUGAAUUCAAUGUGCAAAUUUACCAAAACGUCAUAUUUUUACGGGACAAAACGUUAACCGGUGUCAUUAACUAGAGAGAUUUGGUGAAUGUCUUUUCAUGUUGUACUUAAGUUUUUUCAGGUUAUACUUAUUUAAUCAGUGUAGUAGUCGUAGCAUUAACAUGGUGAAUGAGUAGUUCUUUAGACUUUGUGUUUUAUGCGUUAUGAAACGGUAGCUCAGUGUAGUUUUUUUUUUAAACAUGUACCAAAUGGGAAAUGCUGAUUAAUUUUGAGUAUUUUCACUGCAGUAGGACAGAAUUCCUUUACAUGUUAUUCACUUUGUGUUUCUCCUGCUGUACUUUAUUUCACACGGGAAAAGGUUCUGUAGUUUAUAUGUAGCUGAAGAAUCCUCAGACUCUCUAUGCAAUAUACAGCAUUCCUCAUUUCCAUCUAACCCAACUGUGCCCCAA
This is a messenger RNA of Salarias fasciatus (jewelled blenny), 6833 nucleotides long. It is a transcript of the gene ltk, whose product is annotated as leukocyte receptor tyrosine kinase. Gene Ontology annotation, molecular function: ATP binding; transmembrane receptor protein tyrosine kinase activity; protein binding. The record is from RefSeq and is a predicted model, not a curated record. The coding region runs from base 113 to 4618 and encodes 1501 amino acids. The transcript is spliced from 29 exons. Gene Ontology annotation, cellular component: signaling receptor complex; plasma membrane. Lineage: Eukaryota; Metazoa; Chordata; Actinopteri; Blenniiformes; Blenniidae. Gene Ontology annotation, biological process: multicellular organism development; cell surface receptor protein tyrosine kinase signaling pathway; protein phosphorylation.